CACCACCUGACGUCAUGGACUGGACAGCGACUCGCACUGGACCCAAACACACGCCGCGGUGGUCGCGCGGGCGGGGUGGGUCCGGCGCGCUUAAAGCGCACACUUGCAGUCAGUCUUGGGCUGUCACGGGGAGAGCACUCGGCACAGCGAAGACGUCGUCGUCGUCAUCAUCCCUCCCAAGUCGUCGUCUUGUCCGAUCAGCUGUUCGUCCGUCAAAGUCGCCAUGUCGUUGUCCAAGGUGGCCCGGACGUCCGGACUCUCUCCCGGGACGACUGACAUCGCCGCGAAGCAGCAGUUGCGGACACGGCCGGCGGGCUUGCUGCCGGCGCUGCCCCCCGACGCGCUGCUCCACGUGCUGUCCCUCCUGGAGCCCGCCGAUGUGGCGGCCGCGGCCGAGGCCUUCCCGGAGGAGGUGGGCGCGGUGACCCGGGCCGACUGGGCGUGGGGGCCGCUGUGGCGUGGCAAGCGCUUCCAGGCGGAGGACGUCGACGAGGUGCUGGCCGUGGUGCGCGCCGCGCCGCCCUGCGACAAGGCGGUCCUCUACGUGGGCUGGCCGCUCCCGGCCGUGGACACCACCAACAAAACUACGGGCAUCGUCUCGCUCGUCUUCGGUGCUGCCAACAGGAGGGUGACAGUUUUGUGUGAUCUCCGAGCGAAUCUGGAGAGAAUCCUCGGGGAGCUCAGCCUGCGGGCGAGGGAGACGACGGUCUGCCCUUACGAACCUCUGCCGCGGCAGUUGGCACUAGAGCGGCCCAUCCUGCGCCCAGAUGGAUACCUGGAGGCGGCAAGGCUGUUCUGGAACAGAUCCUACAUGGCGGCAGCUAUAGCAGAGAGCGGCGCCGGCGGCCUCGGCCACGCCUGCCGCACGCAGUUGGACUGGGUGCAGCUGAGGCCCUCCGCGCUCUGGACCGUCCUGAGCGCGAGCGCGGGCGCGCCGCACGACCCGAUCCGCGCCCUGCUGCGCUCGGCCGUCCUGCGCUACGACCCGAGGGUGGCGGCGGCCAUCGAGGGGCGCCCCUUUACCCGCAGAGCCGCGCGAGGCCUGCGGUGCCUGGACGGGGUAGACUCUCCGUGGAAACUCGACAUGUGCUUCCCGAGGAGCAGGUCCGCUGCCUCUGCCGAUUCUCUGAUGUUGACGGACGAUGAGGUGGUGGAGGUGACGACGGCCAGGAAGUCGUUGGACUACGACGCCCUCAACAACAACAAGAGCGCCUUACUCCAGGCAGGCCGCUCCCCGCUUUCGCGUCAGGACUCGUCCUCGGACGAGGAGUUCCUGUACCUCGUGCUGACGUGCUGCGACUGCAAGGACCUGUUCCCGACCAGCUACCAGCUGUUGCUGCACCGCCUGGACGCGCACUCGGACCGGCGCGCCUACCAGUGCCCGGCCUGCAUGGCCACCUUCAAGAGGCCCGACCUGCUCGCCGAGCACCGCGCCACGCACACCGAGAGCCAGCCGCACGCGUGCGAGCACUGCGGCGCCCGCUUCACCCUCAAGUCACACGUCAAGGCGCACAGCCGGGCCAUGCACCCGGAGCACCACCAGCCGCAGCAGCACCAGUGUUCGGCGUGCUCGGGGGUGUUCCAGUCGGCCGCGGGACUAGCGAGCCACAUGAGGUGCCAUGCGGAAGCGGGACUGAGGGGGACGCCAAAGCCAUUCGUUUGUAAGAAGUGUGACUGCAGAUUCAAACAGCGCUCCAACUUGAACAGCCACACUAGAAGAAGCCACCCAAUUGCCGUUGAAAGUACUGGUGCCAAGGAAUAAAGCACGGACGAGUAUUAGAUCUCUAAAGAGGGGCAGAUUAUAUUUACUUGUUUCAUUCUAUAUGGCUAUAAUUACAAAUGUACUGCCUUCUUGCUUCCUGCUAUCAAAUUGUAGCUGCAAUCUCAGACACGGAACAGGAAUGCUAAAUGUAUGAAUGGGAUUAUUAUCCAAUGAAUUUUGUAAUUAUAAUUUUUUACCUGUAUCGCUGGCCACUUCAAUGGGAUGGGGGAGAUGGAGGACUGCUAAGUUUGUAAAACAAUGAUUCUCGUAAUAAUUAUGACUUUUACUACAGGGCGGAAAUUUUAUUUACAAUCAAGUUUUUGCACAUAAAAUACAUUCUAAGUGGCUUAACAAUGAUGUCAGAAUAGAUCAAUAUCAAUGAUGGUGACAGUUAAAUUCAAUAUGACAGUAGACAUGUUCCAUAGAGUAAAUUUAGCUAAGCUUCUUCAUAAAGUGACUGUAAGGAAUUCUGUGAUUUCUACUUUAAAAAAAGUAUUGUAGCUUGCUCAUGCAAUAAUAAGCAUACAUUAUAAUGAGGUGUCACAAGAAAUUCCUGUAGAGAUCAGAAUAUGAAAGUAGAAGAACCAAUAAAGGGAUUGCUGCUAACAUGCAAAGAGCUGGUCAAUAAAAUGUUAAUUAUUAUCCAA
Messenger RNA from Frankliniella occidentalis (western flower thrips), 2409 nucleotides. RefSeq lists its product as uncharacterized. The record is from RefSeq and is a predicted model, not a curated record. NCBI's taxonomy places the organism in Eukaryota, Metazoa, Arthropoda, Insecta, Thysanoptera, Thripidae. Bases 224 to 1762 code for a protein of 512 amino acids. The transcript is spliced from 8 exons. Gene Ontology annotation, biological process: regulation of transcription by RNA polymerase II. Gene Ontology annotation, molecular function: RNA polymerase II cis-regulatory region sequence-specific DNA binding; DNA-binding transcription factor activity.